UCCCUGACUGAUCCUAUUCGUUGCUGCAGUACAAUUUUGCCUUCCGUUAGCAUUUUUACUGGUGUUUAGUCAGUGAUUCUUGACGGCUUCGUUUAUGACCAAUGACUAAUAAGCUUGUUCAAUGAGCGGACGAGAAGGGUGAAGUCGAGCACUUUUAAAUACGACCUAUGCCCUUUCAGAUUUGUUACUUCUGUGUUCAUUUUAAGAAAUUUUGCGUUAUUUUACAUGGUGAUCUGAUGUUCAGUUUGUGCAUAUCCACGUUAUUAAUCUGCGUUCUUCGCCCAGUUUCUUUUUUCUUUUCAGUGUUUUUCUGAUAAACAGCUGUCGUGUGCAGAUUGCACUGGAAACUACCAAGAGUCCGUUCUCCUUACAAGAUUAUUACUGCAUAUAUAUCAUUACGUACAUGAAGGUUACCGUAGGAGUCGUAAAAGUCGGCAUGUUAAGCAGGAGUUUUUAUGAUAAUUAACUAUGAACGAACACAAUGUCCCCAGGAAACUCUGUCAGCGCAAAGUGGCAUAUUUUACCUGUUUUUACAAUACUGUUCAUCUUUUUUGUCCAUCCACAUUGUUCCACUGGAGCAUUGGCGACUUGGAUGCAUAUCGGCAUUGCCGGAUCCAGCCUAUACCAAGCUCCUGAUUUUGUACUAAAUCCCCAGAUUCACAGUGAUACUCAAAAUACACCGGAUACUGCCUGGUGCAGUACCAUCCCCGGUCUGGUUGAUCACCAGCUUGUGCUUUGCCGGCGCACUCCCAUUGUUUUCGCUCAAGUAUCCAGUGCCGCCAAAUUGGCCAUUAUGGAAUGCCAGAAUCAGUUUCGUCAUGACCUUUGGAAUUGUACCACCACUAAUGAUCAUACCGUCUUUGGAAAAGUGGCUGUUAAGGGCAACAGGGAAACGGCCUUCAUUGCGGCCAUCUCCAGUGCCGCCGUGGUCCACGCGGUAGUCCGCGCCUGCAGUUCCGGUAAUUUAACGGACUGCUCAUGUGAUAUGCGCCGUGAAGGCCAGCGUGAUAAUGUUAACGGAUGGAAAUGGAGCGGCUGCUCGGACAACGUGGAGUUUGGCAUGGAAUUUUCGCGUCUCUUCAACGACGCUCCGGAAGACAUUAAGCGUCAUGAUUCCCGCAGUAUACGGGAUGUUAUGCACUUGCACAACAAAGCAGCUGGACGAAUGGCCGUUCAGAGAUCCAUGAAAAUACAAUGCCGGUGCCACGGAGUUAGUGGAAGUUGCGAGAUGAAAACUUGCUGGAAUACUGUUCAGAACUUCCAUGUUGUUGGUUCGGCACUAAAAAAGAAAUACUCGCGCGCAGUGUGGAUUGCAAAAAAAUCUAUAAGCAAGUUGAAGCGGAGGGAGAUGAAGAGCAAACGAAAACCAAUUCGAAAGGAUGACUUGGUAUACAUUGAUAAAUCACCGGAUUACUGCAGAGCGAACAGAAAGCGAGGUAUUCCUGGAACGACAGGUAGAAUAUGCAAUAGUUCCGUUGCGGCUUCCAACAGCUGCAAAAGAAUGUGCUGUGGACGAGGUCACUACACAAAAGUUGUGUGGCGCAAGGAUCGCUGCAAGUGCAAAUUCAUAUGGUGUUGCAACGUCCAGUGCGAAGUCUGCCAAAAACGAUACGAAAUCAAUUAUUGUCGCUAAGUUUGAAGUUUUAAUGCUGGAGCUUCCGACGCCGCUAACAUCACAUACUACAAAUAUAACCAGACAUAAGCAUGGGGAUUCUGCUCACCCUACAGACACCACGAGAGUCGGAAAAGGCAAGCUAGGAAUAUUGCAUGCGUCUUUCAGGUCAUCGCUAUCUGUUGGAAUCAGUAUUGUUGUUGAAAUAUGGAUCUGAUUGUCUGAUCGUGAGCGGUAUACCGCUUUUCAGAACCCACUAGUAACGUUAUUUUGGUCUAGCGUUGUAGUUCUUUUGCAUUAAACAGCCGGGCUUUCGCAGUGCAGUUAAUUUACUCAUUGUUUUCCGUUUGGUAUAAUUUUGUCAUUUUAAGCGACUGCAAGGAUACAAUCAUAUAAAUACAUUUUUGCAGUCCUUAGAUUUUGAGAAAUUUGCAGCUGUUAAUGUGUUAUUUUUCAAUCUUAAUUAUGAAUUGAUCAUGCGCGGGAUGAA
This is a messenger RNA of Paramacrobiotus metropolitanus, 2102 nucleotides long. Its product is annotated as protein Wnt-16-like. Bases 482 to 1633 code for a protein of 383 amino acids. Gene Ontology annotation, molecular function: cytokine activity; frizzled binding. The transcript has 7 exons. Gene Ontology annotation, biological process: multicellular organism development; canonical Wnt signaling pathway; cell fate commitment. Gene Ontology annotation, cellular component: extracellular region. Lineage: Eukaryota; Metazoa; Tardigrada; Eutardigrada; Parachela; Macrobiotidae. The record is from RefSeq and is a predicted model, not a curated record.